AUUAUUUAUAUAAUUAGUGAUUGAAAAAAUGGCCGCCGCGGACAGCGGAGGGAGAAGACUGUAAGUGUGUAUUUAUAAUAUUGGCCUUGACAUUUAUCACUCUCGUUUGUCUGUGAGGGGUGGAAUUCUGUGAUGUGUAAAUGGUCUGUUCUUGUUCUCUGAAAGGCGGAGAGAAUAAGCUACGUCAUAAGCAGUGUUUUUUGCGGUUCAUUUGCAAGCGCGCUGGAAAUGACUUGUGCGCUCAGCGGAGGUGAGAGGUGCGUAUGAGUUUGUGUGCAUGUGUCAGUUUCUCGAGGGUCGUGUCAGUUACCACAUUAGUUGUUUUACCCAGUGCAGAAAAGUAUCCUAAACGAGGCAUAAAUAACCUACUUCGGGUGACUUGACGGGAGGACACAUGCUAACUCUCUUGGCAUCAAGGAAGCCCAUCCCCUCGCCUUGCAGAUAUUGAAAAUAUGCUAACCACAUCAGUAAAUAGCCAACGUAAUCAGAAAACAUAUUUAGAUGCAAACAUCUCGGUGUAACGUUGUCCUAAGUGUAUGUUUUACGCCUUAGUUUGUGUUUAGGUUUACUGUUUUGGAUAGUUGUUUUUUAAUGUGUGUUUUGUCAAUUACAUACUCUGCAUCUUAUAAUGUUGGACACUAACACAAUAAUCAACGGUCCCUCGGAAGCAACGUCCAUAUCAUUUUAUUUUCAACAUAAAUGCGAAAACUGUCCAUUAUUUUGCACCAUAAACCUCAGCUAGUUGUAGCAUAUGUCGUGCGUAGUGUAGCCCGUACGCUAUGGAUGUAGGGGUGCAAAGAGAGCAUGCUUUUCUAAAACGUGUUCUGAGGAGUAAGAAUUGUCCUUGAGUGAAUCAAAUCACGCAAAUCGUCCAUCGUCCGUGCGGUGAAACAGCAGCUCCAAACAGUCCUCAGCAGUAAACACACUUUUGACAAGAUGACUGCAGCUCUGUAUUGGUAGAUUAUACCGUGCUAUGCUACCAACUCUGCCCCAUCAACGCUGUUCUUAAAGUACGCCACUGUCAGGAUAGCAUGCUAUCAUUCGCAGUAGGGACAUGCCUGGUUAAUUAAACCAAUAUAGGUGACUCUUAGAUCGGGAAUAGGCUUAACGCUUUCUAAUUGGACGGGUGCUGAUAUAUGACCUAAUUUCGAUUUGAAACAAUAUUGACGUUCAGUUUGAUAAAAAAUGAUAGGCAUACUAAAAUCAAAGACAUAACUAUCUGUUUGAGUGUAGUCUUAAAUUACCAAGGCCAUGGUCUUGAUCAGCCAACAUAUCAUUAUAUUUAGUCCUAGAUUAUCCUCAGUCAUUUUGAGGGAUGUGUGCUUAUGCCUUUUACAAUCAUACAAUUUACUUCUAGAUAUGAAACAGUACCAAUAGGGAACCAUGACAACAGCAACUUUUUAUUUGGGUCUGAUUCUGUGGGAAUAGAUACAACUGUGGCACUGUUCCACACGGUUCUUUAACAUUUUUAUAUUCUACAUGAAUUGUCCAUGUUUUUACUGGGUUUGUCCCUGAAAACGUAUUCAAAGAUUUCCUUGGGAAAAAAUGCAGAUGUGGCCAUGACAUCAUGACUUGUGUCCAGAAGAAGGAUGUUGUGGACCAUCCCUGUUUGUCCUCUUCUGUUGUACCCUAGAAUGAGCCUUUUUCUUCCUUUGUAGUUUAUCUUUGGACAUAGGGAUGUAGCAUGGUUCAGAUACGAAGAUAUCCAGUUCCAAUUUUUUUUCCCAGGCUACAUAUCCGUCAUGUGCCACUUGCCACUAAAAUUAGAUCCUGGUCAAAAUAAGUGACCAUUGAACAGAAUAUUUAGGUGGAUGUUUUAAAUCAAAACCAAUCAAUUGAAAAUGCUAAAUUGUUAAAUCUUAAUCUUAACGACAGCUGGUAAAUGCCAUCCCAGGACUUAUUCAAAAGCUUCAGUCAUCUCACCUUUCAGCCAGCCAUCGAGGAAUGUAAUCAAUAAUAAGGAUAUUUAGUUUAUUAUGGAUUAUAGAUGGCUCUAGUGUAAGUGUAAGAUCAGAUCAGACUGGCUAUAUCCAAGCCACCCACUUUUUGUGAUUAUGGGAGCUGACCAUCAAUUAUGGAUUGGGGCUGGGAAUGGGUCUGGAACCAUCUCAGACAAACCGGCUCCAGACUUUAUUAUCGCAGAACUGUAACUUUAAUUUCAUUAGAAACAACAUUUAAUUUUCAUUAGGAACAGCUUUACUUACAUUUCUAGCAUAGUUUCACAUUAAUAUUGGCCACAAACUACAAGGCUGUGUGUGAUGUUGAGGAUGUGGAUGUUAAGGGUGCAGUCUGACACUGCUGAAGCUGGAAGAUUAUUGAUCUGUUUUGUUACUGGUUGAAUUUGAAUAAACAAUCAUUUUGUAUCUAACCUUUAUUUUUCUACAUAAUAUUGAUUUCUGUUGGCUUGUGUACACAUCCAUGUUCAUUUUACUACACUAUCUCUGACUUAACUAAUGCAUGCUACAUGUGUGGUGAAAUUACGGUCGUCCACAGGGUAUGUGUUUGUGAAAAUUAAGUCUUUGUUUGCAUUAUUUAUUAUGGUUUUCAGCACGAGGAAGAUGAACGAUAGAAACAAUUUAUGGCAGAUUGACUCAUGCGGGAAAAUUGGUUCUCAUCUUUAUUUGUUGAAAUUCAAAUUAAAUGCUAACUACAGAGAUGAUCAGACGCAAGACCAAUUUGGAUGAGAUUUGGAUUUCUUUUACGUGCUGGUACAUUCAAAAAACCUUUCUCCAGGGAUCCAGACAUUAUGUUUUGUGUCUUUCAAUGUAUGAUUAUGUUGUCUUUGAUUACCAGGGAUGUGUACAGUUUAUUUUGGUAAAGAUUUAAAAAAUGUGUUUGCCAUGAUUUAGGUAAUCAUUCUCCUGGUAAACUGAGGAAUGGGCCUUUGCUUUUAAAUGUGGGUUGCCUCUUCUCUCCAUGUUAUAUUUGUACAGAAAUAUGCCACCCACAAAUGUCAAAUAAACUUUGUUUUCUUUUGUAUUGAUCUGCGUAUUCCUGCUGUAGCAUAUGUAAAUAUUGGAUCAAUGGAUUAAAUUAAAUGUUCUAUUAUUUACCAGGUAUAAAAGUUAAAGUUAUGAAUGUAACCAUGUUUCAGUGACUUGGCCGCUGGCCAACAGUCAGACAGACAAAACUCAGUCUGCUUUUCCCUUGGGAUGAGCUUCUGUAACCUACCAGUGCUGUCACCUUGUGACCUUGUGGUGUUGAUGAGGUCCUUGUAGCUUUUUUAGCUCACAGAGGUAUGACACAGACAUGAAAAAUGAUGGAUGAAAGGAAUUCCCAUUUUUUUUGGAACAGAACACAAGCCUUUAAAACAAUGCCGCUUAUAUACUAGGUGAUCCGCAAUGGUAGACCCUGUGAAAUUGUCUUAGAACAAUAAUACCGUUAUUCAAACAAUUUGAAAAAUUGAAAGGUUUCUAACAACUUACAAGAGAGUAUGGGUGCAUCAGCAGAAAAUAAAUAUGCAUAUUGGCAGUGCGGGAGAUAUACAUAUUGACAGUAGCUGACUUGGGCAGUAUUGAGGUAUAUAGACUGUCCGACAGAAACAGAGCUUGUUAGAUGGCUGUAUAGUACAGGAUUACAUCCCUGCUGGGCAAGGGGUGCCACUUUCAAAGCAUGAAUGUUUUUGAGCAUGAAGGCCUCCUGAGUCAUCUUAGAGGUUGAACUGCAGGUGGUUGUGGCCACAAAUAACACUUUUAAUUGAACAGGGGGUCUUGGUCUUUUGGUAUGCCUUUCUGGAUAGGCAGGUCUGGCUGCAGAAGAAGAAGAAAAAUUAUCCCCAUCACGCAAAGAGAGAAAAAGAGACUAGAUCUGGAUCAGCAAGGUCAGAAGGUCAGUGUCCCUCCCCCGAAGGAGAAACUCAGCUUGGACCAUUGGGAUGAUGGGCAGUUGAAGUCAGCCUUGUCCUCGCAGCCACCGCCCCAUGUCAAGAAGACAUGGGUCGACCAGGAAGACCCUGCUGGGCCUUGGAGACUCGAGGAGCCACAGGAAGCCAAGGACAUCUCUUCCCACUUUGAGUCCACAGUCUCCCCCCAGCAAAGGGAGAAUGCCAUGAGAGACCGGGGGCCUCUCUAUGAUGACCCAACACUUCCACAGGGCUGGACCCGCAAACUGAAGCAGCGCAAGUCAGGCCGCUCAGCGGGCAAGUACGACGUCUACCUGAUCAACUCGGAGGGAAAAGCAUUUCGUUCCAAAGUUGAACUCAUUGCCUACUUCCAGAAGAUCGGAGAGACCAACACAAAUCCCAAUGACUUUGACUUCACAGUGACAGGCCGUGGCUGCCCAUCUCGGAGAGAGAAGAGGCCUCUGAAAAAGCCCAAAGUGGUGAAGCCUGUUGGCAGGAGGCGAGGGCGUCCAAAAGGGAGUGGCAAACGUAGGCACACCGAGGGCGUGGCAGUGAAACGUGUGGUAGAAGAAAGCCCUGGGAAGCUUUUAGUCAAGAUGCCAUUAAAGGCUCUCAAAGCUGAAGCCGAUGGACCUACUGGGCUUGCCCAAGUGCCCGUUGCCAAAAAACGCCGUGGACGCAAGAAGAAAAUGGCGCCGGAUGUACAGACGGCCCCAAAGAAAAGGGGACGUAAGCCCAGAGGAACCAUACCAUCAGGGAAAAUCACCAGUCCCAGUAUCAGUGUGACACUCCCGGUCACCGUACACAUCACUGAUGUAAGGCUGAAGGCAGUCAAGGGAAGUUCGGCAAAGUCACUGCAGGAGACAGCUCUGCCCAUUAAAAAGCGCAAAAUUAUGGAGGACCAGACAAACUCCGCAGGACCUGUGUUUUCAGAGAGCAGGAAGAGCGACAAGCUGGUUUUAGGCACAGAGGUCAAUAUGAAUGUACUAACCCAGGAACAAAAGGUGUUACACACUGACACUCAGACCGAGAAACCAAAAUCUUCCAUGUCCGUGGCAGGUAGAGGUUACAUCCCCUGUGUUACUCCUUCUAACAAAUUGAGCGAAAACAACCAAACAGCCCAGCAGCAUAAACACCAAUAUCAUCCCGCUCCCCACAAUCAACGCUUCACUCCUCCUACUCCCGUACCUCCCCUCUCUGUUCACCCAGCCCAUACUCAGUGGGCUGGCAAGAGCAGUGAACCCCAAGACUUGAGCAGACCGAGGCCCUACCAGCCCCAGCAGCAGCCACUGGCAAACAGACAGGCAUUCAUACAGCACCAUGCGCCCCACCGAUUGUUGAGUUCCAAGAAUCAAGCUGCAGCCGCCGUAGCCACAGAGCCCAAAACCAAGCACAGAAGCGGAGGGAGGGUCGAGGAAGAGGAGGAGGAGAUAAAGAAUGCAGCCGCUGCUUCAGCAGUGCCCCGUCCAAGCCAGGAAGAGACAGUAGAGUCCAGGACCUCAGUCACAGAGCGACUGAGCUGACUUUGACAGUCCAGAAGCAGGUGAGAGAGAUGAGGGACGGUGCACAGGCAUUGUAACAAACUGUAUAUGGUAGAUACAUAUGUAUGUUUAUGUGUGUGCAUAUCUGUACUGAUAGAAUCAACAGGCAGCUUUUCCCCCGUGGUUUAGGCUUAUAGAACCAUAAGUAGUAAAACACUAUACUAUACAUGUUAAUGGCUUUGUUAAUGUUUGCGCUUUAAAAUCAACAAUAUUCAUAACCCUUACAAAUUUCAAAGUGCUUUUAAACCCCCUCUCUCAAUUUCUUAGGGGCUGAAAACCUCAAGUGACUUAAAUAUGAAAUUCUUGACUCUUCCGCAAAAGAAAGUGUAAUCAUUUAGUUUACAUCACUGAGUUGCAAAGUAUAGACUUGGAACUCUUUUUGACAAUUCUCCAUAAAGCCAAACUCAGAUUAUGUAACACAUAUGGUUUUCUCUAGCUUAGGGGAAAGGUGUAGUAACUGAUGUUACCAUAAUAUUGCUGGUCACACAUAAAUACCAUCAAACUUGCUUUUGAUACAAGUGCCUGCUGUAUGAAGUGAGACAUGCACAGAAUACAAACAGAAUGAUUUAUUUAUCAAUGAUUGCAUUCAUAUAUUGCAGUAAUACAAUGGAAAAAUAUCAUUGUCACCUUGACGAAAUAGAGGGGUUAUCUGUGUGACACCCCUGUACAUGUAUCAAUUCACUAACACCAUGACAAGUACAUACCAACACCGAAACAUUUUCUUAGAUGGCACUCCAUGUGUCUUUUACAUAUGUUUGCAGACUAAUUACAAUAUCUAUGUCAAUCAGUCCCGUCCAGGAAAUAACAAAUAGCUGUUUAUUGUACAAUACUUUACAAUGCAGGGUAAUUAUAUUUGUGGAUAUUUUUGCACAUCAUUUAUGUAUUUAGUUUGCAAGAUUGUGAUACUUUUAAAUGAACAUCAAGUGUAGACAUAUUUCUUGCAUCUUCAAAACAAAAGAGCAACAAACUAUAUGAUACACACUUAUGUAAAAAAAAAGAAACAGAAGAAACAGCCUACCCUCUCUUGUCAAGAGUGAUUUGUGUCAUAGCACCAUGGUUUUGUGCAGCAUACUGCAUGUGUUGAAAGAGGUUGUCAUUACAGUCUGCCCAAUACAAAUGGGUGUACAUGUAAAGAAACAUCACCCUGACAAAGAAGAAAAUAAAGUGCAGAUAGACUGCCAUAUGUAAGUUAUAGAUAGAUGUGUUCUCCAUAUAUUACAAUCAGUGUCAUGACUUAAAAAAUGCAUUCUUAAAUAAGUAUAAUCAAAUAAGCACUUUGACUAUUAAAAUAUCAUACAUUGUUAAUUAGUUUGCUUUUUACAGUUUUUGAGAACAAGAAGCUUUACCUUCAGAUAAGAUGGCAACUACCCUCCACCCAUUUGGGUUUAUUUUUCUUGCUGUUCUAAGGACAGUUCCUUACUGAUUUAAGAUUAAUUUUGUUUCAUAUUUCCCUUUCUUUAAAUGUUUCUCUACCUGACAGCCACCACAAAGUUCCCAUAUUGUUAGUAGGAAUUUAAUAAAGAUGAAAUCUAGAUUUGAAAUGAAGAAAUGUAGUGGGAGGGCGUUAACAAAUUUGGUCAGUAUAUGUACACAAACAAAAUGGAUUGAGCUGCAUGAGAACAUGUUAAUCUAGGCAAUCUACCCGUCAAAAUCCAGAAAAAUCUGGUUUACAUAACUGACAGAUAAGGUAAAGACCAAACUAGUUAUGAAAGGAAAAGGGUGAGUGUAGCUGAAAGGUUGGCUCAGUAGCCUCACAACUCAUUUAAGAAUGAUAAACUUUUCAUGACUGUUUCUUUCACCACAGCACCCUCCUGUGUUUAAAUAUUGAAUCUAUGUUCAAAACCUCCAAACAAAUCAUGGUCAGUUCCCCCACACUACAUCAUUUUCUGAAACCAAUCAGUGGCUAUACAUGGCAUGGAUUCCUGUCAAGGAAUAGUAAAUGUUUUUUUUUGUUGUUUUUUUAGAUAUUGUCAAACCGUUUAAGCCCAGUUGUCUAAGCAUUGCUUAGGUUAGUCUAAAUGUUACCAGAGACACUUUUAAACACUUAAAUAACCAUAAUUAUACAUGUUGUGCCUUGAUAUUAUCAACAAGUCCUUUACUUAAAAAAAAAAAGAUUUCAUUUAUUUUUAGACUGAAAACAUUAAAAUGUAGUAUUGUAGCCCUUACAACAUGUAAAGUCAAUGCGUGUGAAACAAUGCAUCAUUCAUUCUCAUACUAAAUUUGGGGAAAUUGAAGACAUUUCUGCAUUGGUUGCAUGUUGGGCUUGCCUCCUUUAUAGUAUAUGACAUUUCAUAUUAUAGCCUUACACAGAUAGAAUUAUUAAAAAGAAAAUAAUUGCACCUUAUUAAGUGUUCAGUAACAGGAUCCCAUUGUCUAUUUUGUAUAUUGUUUUGUGUUUCUCUAGAGAUGUCUUAUUUUUAUAGUGUCCAUUUUGUAACUGUAAAUAAUGGUUUUGAUUGUCAUUCUGCUACAUGCUUAGAAUUUUUCCUUGAGUAUUUUAUUUUACUGCUCUUUUGUUGUUUUGUGGCAGUUCCUUUCAGUGAAUACAAAUAUAGCCUAUCUUAUUAACCUGCUUUUUUUGGGGGAGGGGGGGGGGGCAUUGUGAUGAUCAACAAAAUAAGAUCACGUCUUGUUUACAUAGAACAAAUAAAUGCAUGCUGAUGUUGUCAAGCUCA
This is a messenger RNA of Clupea harengus (Atlantic herring), 8057 nucleotides long. Its product is annotated as methyl CpG binding protein 2. Gene Ontology annotation, cellular component: heterochromatin; nucleus. NCBI's taxonomy places the organism in Eukaryota, Metazoa, Chordata, Actinopteri, Clupeiformes, Clupeidae. Bases 3724 to 5364 code for a protein of 546 amino acids. The transcript is spliced from 3 exons. Gene Ontology annotation, biological process: negative regulation of transcription by RNA polymerase II. The record is from RefSeq and is a predicted model, not a curated record. Gene Ontology annotation, molecular function: methyl-CpG binding; double-stranded methylated DNA binding; chromatin binding.